Molecule: messenger RNA, 1269 nt
Organism: Bombus impatiens (common eastern bumble bee)
Lineage: Eukaryota; Metazoa; Arthropoda; Insecta; Hymenoptera; Apidae
Product: fibroblast growth factor 1
Exons: 5
Coding region: 340-1035 (231 amino acids)
Biological process (GO): positive regulation of gene expression; fibroblast growth factor receptor signaling pathway; regulation of cell migration
Cellular component (GO): cytoplasm
Molecular function (GO): fibroblast growth factor receptor binding; growth factor activity
Source: RefSeq, a predicted model, not a curated record
GUUCGCGGAGCAGAGACGGCUCAGUCGUAUGAUAAACGCGGAGGCACCUGGGUAGGAGGCGAGCUCUGGUGCGUCUGCACAUCCAUCGACGCCGGUGAAUCGUGCACUACGCGAACAAUGUGCCCGAGGACCUCGUGAAACGGAAUCGCGACCACAGUUGUUCAAUUGACGCUCUACUGUUGCGAAACCCGUAGGUCUGUGUCGAUCGGCUACUACCGCGUUUUUGUUUCGAAUCCCAAUCACCGUGAGAUCCACCGGGUGAAACUUGCUUCCGAGAUCCGCUAUUUGUUAUCCGGACGUUCAGACAGGCAAUCAAGGGAAUAGAAUUACUACAAGAGGAUGAGUCUUCGUUGGAUUCACGAAAACUUAGAAGCACCAACAUGCGAUGAGGAAUGCAGCGACAUCGAUGACAGUUGCAGCGACGACAGCUACGAUUCCGAUCUAUCAAUCUGCGAGGAGAAAGGGCUGGGAAACGAAAAGGAGAUUAAUGGGGAUCGCAGGAGGAAAAGGGAGACCAGGAGACAUCCGACCACUACAGUGAAGUUCGACGAGAACGGAACUCCGCAUUACAUCACGGAAUCGGUUAAACGACCGCCUUACGUAAUAUGGGAUCCCAGGAAACCAGCACAAAAUCCUGUGUACAAUUGUUUGGUAAUCAAAUUGUUUUGUCGAACCGGAUACCAUCUUGCUGUUUCGAACUCUGGUCGAGUUCGAGGUUUGAGUGCCACGAACGAACCACAUGCUUUGCUUCACAUUAUACCGGUAUCAUUUGGAGUGAUUCGAAUACAAAGUCUUGAAACUAGUCUGUAUUUGGCUUUCAAUAAGAAGGGACGUUUAUAUGGUGAGCUAAGCGCAAACAAAGAUAACACAGAAUGGGAGCAAUGGAACGUCGGUUCCUACGAUGCUUUUCGAUCACGAAAAUACGCGAAUCAGGGAUGGUGGAUAGGAAUAAAGAAAAACGGACGAGCAAAGCCAGGACCAAAAACAAGUUGGGGCCAAAAAUCGAUACAAUUCUUAGCAAUACGACAAGAUUAAUUUCUACGAAUAUUUUAUAUUUCUGUACUAAAUUAAUUUGUAACAAUUAUGUGAAUCCUAAACAAAGAAAGACACUAAAUGUUAAAUUAAAUCAAUCAUGAUGCAUCACGGCGAACUUUAAAAAAUCUUUUUAACGAAUUUAUGUAAUUUUUUACUAACAACGAAAAUCAUACAUUCGACAAGAAAUCAAUUACACACUUUUUAUGGGAAAUAAAUAAUCUCGUUGCCUUCCAA